Molecule: messenger RNA, 1792 nt
Organism: Nelumbo nucifera (sacred lotus)
Lineage: Eukaryota; Viridiplantae; Streptophyta; Magnoliopsida; Proteales; Nelumbonaceae
Gene: APL1
Product: ADP glucose pyrophosphorylase large subunit 1
Biological process (GO): glycogen biosynthetic process
Molecular function (GO): glucose-1-phosphate adenylyltransferase activity
Source: RefSeq, a predicted model, not a curated record
UCAGACCACAGUCUCCACUCUCCACUGCUCUCACUCUCACUCCACUCUUUAAUCUUCAUUAGUUUCCCUUUGUCUCUUUCAUUUUCCAUUUCGCUUUCUUUUUUAACGUGCAUUUCCUUAUUCUCCUCGGAGCUUUGAGGAAAUGGCGUGCGCCACCGACGGCCGGAUAUCAUUCUCGGCGGCAGGCCACUUAUAUGGCGGUGCUGGAUUGGUGGGGAGGAAUGGGAAGCUGGUGAAGUCCUGUAAUGGAGAAUUGAUGGGGAAGAAGCUCAACUGGCCUCAACCUCAUCAGGCUCCUAAAACUAAGCUGGUUAAGCAUUACGUUUCCAUGUCUCUCACCACUAAUAUCGGAAUUGAGUCCAAGCUAAGGGACUUAGAAAUGGAGAAGCGGGACCCUCGGACAGUUGUGGCCGUUAUACUGGGUGGAGGAGCUGGCACCCGUCUCUUUCCUCUCACCAAACAAAGAGCCAAACCCGCUGUACCCAUUGGAGGUGCAUACAGGCUGAUCGAUGUGCCAAUGAGCAACUGUAUAAACAGUGGGAUCAACAAAAUAUACAUUCUCACCCAAUUCAACUCUGCAUCGCUUAACAGGCAUCUCGCACGUACUUACAACUUUGGGAAUGGAGUAAACUUCGGAGAUGGGUUUGUUGAGAUGCUAGCAGCGACCCAGACUCCAGGAGAGGCAGGUAAAAGGUGGUUUCAGGGAACUGCAGAUGCUGUUCGGCAGUUCCACUGGCUCUUUGAGGAUGCCAGAAGUAAGGAUAUUGAAGAUGUGCUCGUUCUUUCUGGAGAUCAUCUAUACCGAAUGGAUUAUAUGGACUUUGUGCAGAGCCGUCGGCAGAGUGGUGCUGAUAUUACUAUUUCUUGUCUCCCUAUGGAUGACAGUCGUGCCUCAGAUUUUGGUUUAAUGAAAAUAGACAACAAGGGAAGAGUCCUUUCAUUCAGUGAAAAGCCUAAGGGAGAAGAUUUGCAGGCAAUGGCAGUAGAUACAACAGUUUUGGGGCUUUCACGAGAAGAAGCAGAAAAGAAACCAUACAUUGCUUCCAUGGGAGUUUAUGUCUUCAAGAAGGAGAUACUCUUAAAUCUCUUGAGAUGGCGUUUUCCUACUGCAAAUGAUUUUGGAUCUGAAAUAAUCCCAGCCUCAGCAAGAGAGUUCUUCAUCAAGGCAUACCUAUUUAAUGAUUAUUGGGAGGAUAUUGGAACAAUUAGAUCCUUUUUUGGAGCAAACCUUGCCCUUACUGCACAUCCACCAAACUUUAGUUUUUAUGAUGCAACAAAGCCAAUUUAUACAUCAAGAAGAAACCUGCCACCAUCAAAAAUUGAUAACAGCAAGAUUAUUGAUUCAAUUGUAUCACACGGAAGUUUCUUGGAUAACUGCUUCAUUGAGCACAGUGUUGUUGGUAUACGGUCAAGAAUAAGCAGCAAUGUGCAGUUAAAGGAUACAGUAAUGCUUGGUGCUGAUUAUUAUGAAACUGAUGCUGAAAUAGCAUCACUUUUGGCUGAGGGAAGGGUUCCAAUUGGCAUAGGAGAAAAUACAAAAAUCAGAGAGUGUAUCAUUGACAAGAAUGCAAGAAUCGGAAAGAAUGUUGUCAUCUCUAACUCAGAGGGAAUACAAGAGGCAGACAGAUCUUCAGAUGGAUUCUACAUACGCUCUGGAGUUACUGUCAUAUCAAAGAAUUCAACAAUCAAAGAUGGAUUUGUAAUAUGAUAAUUUUCCCUUUGUCCAUUUUUGUUCAAUUAAAAUGAGGGUUAGCAAACUAUUUUUGGAAUAAGAGCCAUUAUUUAACCUCAA